This is a messenger RNA of Ciona intestinalis (vase tunicate), 2588 nucleotides long. Lineage: Eukaryota; Metazoa; Chordata; Ascidiacea; Phlebobranchia; Cionidae. The record is from RefSeq and is a predicted model, not a curated record.
UACGUCGUUACUGUAGUGUUAGAGAAUUUGUUUAUUGAAAAGCAUCACAAGUACUAUUCAAACCUACUAAACCCUGGAAUUUGGACGCUUGGAGUUCAUAAAGAAUCUAAAUUUUGCGAGAAGAUGGAAGAAUACUAUGACGAUGACAGAGAUGAGUAUGCUGGGUUAAUGGACUUUGGAUCCACAUAUUAUUGCAAGGUUUGUGAUAUUUCUUGCUCUGGACAAAGUGCAUUGGACACACAUUAUGCUGGGAAAAAGCACAACAAGAUUUUGCGUAAAAAGGGUCUUGCUGUCAUGGACUUGUCCAGCAAUAGUUUCAAAACCAUCACAACUAAUGUUUUGGAAAACAGAGAAGAAUCGACUGCGCAACAAAACUUUCAUAGUCUUGCAAAGGAAGAACCAGUUAUUGGCCUUGAAUAUGUAGUUGAAUAUAGGAGAAAGGAUGGGGACGGUGCAAUAACUUUCUUCUGCGAGUUGUGUAAUGUUGCGAGUGAUUCUAACAUUGUCUACGACCAUGUGUGCAGUACAAAACAUCGGGUCAAGUACAUGAAACAACAUCAUUUUGAUCGAUACAAAGCUGUCACUGGGUAUCCUAACUACAUCAAGCAAAGUAAUUCAACGCUUAGUGAAAAAGCAUUCUUCCAUGCCAAGAUUAUAAUGGGUUUAUAUGGCGGGCCAGAGGUGAUUGCUUCUGUACAAGUUCGAGAGAACGAAAACGGCAAAAUUGGACAGCAACCAUGUGACAUUGUCGUGCCUUUCAAAAAGCCUAUCCCUAUAAAUGGUAUUGAUGAUAUAAAUCUGUCUCAAAAAGAACAAGAACUCCGGGAAAAGGAAGAAGAGUUAAACAGGAGAGAGGAAUUGUUGCAACAGCGCAAGCAGGUGGAUCCACUUGCUUUGCUAAAUCAAAGUAUUUAUGAUAAAAUAGUAAAGAAGAUUCCUGGAGUGGUCCCAAAACCUGGGACUAAUGAAUUUCUUCCACCUGUUUCCCAUGAUGUGGUCCAUGAACCUUCUCAUGAGCAGUUUCAUGAAAAACCGCCAAACGUUCAUGAAAAACCUUGGUUCGAGCAUGAAGAUCGAGCAGGACCUGCCGUGAAAAAUUUUCAUGGGCCUCCUAUGAAUGAUUUUCAUGGCCCUCCCAUGAAUAAUUUUCAUGGCCCUCCCAUGAAUAAUUUUCAUGAAAUGCAUCAUCCUCAUGAUCACCGCCCACGUUUCAUGAACAGACCACGUCACAAUUUUCCACAAAAUGGACCAAAUAUGGGUCGAUUUCCAUUUUACGCACCACCACCACGACGAAAUUUUUUCCCUCAUGGCCCCCGUCCGCCUCGUGAGUUUUUCCAUCAUGAGCGUGAUAUGCGAUAUCACGGGCCACCUCGACCAAUGAGACCACCUCCACCUCAUUUCUUACGUGGACCACAUCCACAUGAUUUUCUACCUCGUGAUUAUGAUCCUGUAUCACAUGAACUACAGGUUUCACGGGAAAGAGAAGAACAUCAAAACAGGCUGGUAAUUGAUUACUUGUUAAGUACGUUUGAUGACCAUGGGUUGGAGAGAGAAAUAAUUCUCCAAAUGAAUAACGUGGAACGAAAACAGCUUUAUCUGCUUGUUGUGGAAAGAAAGAACUAUAAAGACAAUUUGGCACGGAUGAGAGACAACAUGCGUCAAAUGGGAACUGUCCUAUCUAAACCAGAAGAAGAGAAAAGAGAAAAAAUGGAAAAUUUAUUGGUCCAGGUAAAACGAGAGAUACGAGAUCUGGUUACCACCACUAUGUCCAAGUAUAAGGAUCCUUUGCAACCUAGCACAAGCAGAAGACGAUCACCAUCCAUAGAGAGACAUGAAAGUAGAAGCAGAAAACGUUCUCCUUCAAUAGAUAGAUAUGAUCCUUGUAACUCUCCAAGGCGAGGUAGUCCAAGACGCCAUCGUGAAACUCGAAACAGCGUUUCACCUGAUCGUUAUAGAACUAAAGAUAGUCGGAAGUACAGAAGAUCUCCUGAGCGUGGUAGGCGAUAUAGAAAAUACUCUGAUUGUGAUUUGGAACGUGGUUCACGUGAUAGGACUCCACCCAGAAGGUCACGGGAGCGUUAUAAUGAUCGUGAGAGACCACGUCGUGAUGAAAGAGAUUCCCCAGAGGACCGUAGAGGCUUCCCCCAAGAUGAUGUUCCGCUAAAGCGUCACAGAUCUAACAGUAUAAUUGAUGUGAACACAAAGUCCGGUGUCACUGAUGCUCUAGAAAAGAUAAAAAUGGCGCUUCAAAAUCAACCAGCUGUGCAAGCUGCUCUUGCAGUCUGGUCUGGUAAAGCAGACAGCAGUAAAAGCACAGAUUAUGAAAGUAAAUCGCAAAUAGAAGAUCGUUCAAACAUAAGAAAAGAACAAAAUGAAUAUGAAUUUCGUGAAAAUGUGGACUUUGAGCAACCUAAGAAUCGGGAUAGGCCCAGGAAAUUACAGCAUGACAAUUAUCGCUGGUAAUUUUCAUCAUGUUCUUUUUUUAACCAUCUGUUAUUUAUGUUUAACUGUAUCUGCUACAAAUACAUACCAAUUUUCUGUUGCUUUAUUGUGGCGUUUUGUGGGAUACAAAUUUUGAUCUGUUAGAA